CCGGCACAGUUACCCGCCCACUUCUCCUUCUAACCCGAUCUCAGGACAGUGAGAGACAUGCAGGGAGGAGGAUUCUGAGCUUUCACGAGCCUUAAAUCUCGGGGUAAGGGAUUUUUUUUUAAUGUAAAAAGCCAGCGUUUGGGCAGGGGCGAGCCUUAAACAGCGACGUUGAAUGAGGGGAAGCGAAACGUUAGAAAGAGGAGAAGCACCAUAGGAACGCAUUGAGGCUGUGGGACCACAAAAACAAGACGUGAAAUGCAGGAACACGUCAAAUCCGAGAGGAGGCAUACUUUUACCUGGGACCUUCUAUUUAUGAUGUCCAUAUUCUGAAUCAGUGUUUUAUUUAUCACUGUGUAUACAAACGCCAUCAAAAUGAGUGUCAAAGGGAAAGGUUUCCCUUUGGACCUAGGGGGAAGCUUUACUGAAGAUGCACCUAGGCCACCAGUUCCUGGCGAGGAAGGAGAACUGAUUACAACAGAUCAAAGACCCUUCAGCCAUACUUACUACUCUCUGAAAAAUGAUGGGAUCAAAAACGAAACCUCAACUGCCACCCCUAGAAGGCCAGACCUAGACUUGGGCUACGAGCCUGAAGGUAGUGCUUCCCCGACGCCUCCGUAUUUAAAAUGGGCUGAGUCGUUGCACUCGCUGUUGGACGAUCAGGAUGGAAUUCACUUGUUCAGGACUUUUUUGCAACAAGAGAACUGUGCAGACCUGCUGGACUUCUGGUUUGCCUGCAGCGGUUUUCGGAAGCUGGAACCUAAUGAUUCAAAGGUGGAAAAGAGAUUAAAGCUGGCAAAAGCCAUUUAUAAAAAAUACGUUCUGGACAGCAACGGCAUCGUGUCACGGCAGAUCAAACCAGCGACCAAAAGCUUCAUAAAAGAUUGUGUCUUGAGGCAACAGAUAGACCCGGCUAUGUUUGACCAGGCCCAAAUGGAAAUCCAGUCAAUGAUGGAGGACAAUACAUAUCCUGUGUUCCUUAAAUCCGAUAUAUAUUUAGAAUAUACAACUAUUGGUGGGGAAAGCCCCAAAAAUUACAGUGAUCAGAGCUCAGGAUCUGGGACGGGGAAAGGGCCUUCUGGAUAUUUACCUACUCUCAACGAAGAUGAGGAAUGGAGGUGUGACCAAGGAGGGGAACAUGAAAGGGAGAGGGAAUGCAUUCCCUCCAGUUUAUUUUCCCAGAAGCUUGCGUUAGACAGUUCGUCCCAUUGUGCAGGAUCUAAUAGAAGAUUAAGUGACGGCAGAGAAUUCAGGCCUGGCACAUGGAGAGAACCUGUUAACCCUUACUAUGUUAACACUGGGUAUGCUGGGGCACCCGUCACCAGUGCCAAUGACAGCGAGCAACAGAGUAUGUCCAGCGAUGCCGAUACCAUGUCAUUAACUGACAGCAGCAUAGAUGGGAUCCCACCGUACAGACUCCGAAAACACUAUCGCAGAGAAAUGCAAGAGAGUGCCAACGCAAAUGGUCGUGGACCGCUACCUCACAUUCCUCGUACAUAUCACAUGCCAAAGGAUAUUCACGUCGAUCCUGAAAAAUUUGCUGCUGAGCUUAUAAGUCGCUUGGAGGGGGUCCUGAGAGACCGUGAAGCAGAACAGAAGCUUGAAGAGCGACUUAAACGCGUCCGAGCUGAAGAAGAAGGGGAUGAUGGGGAUGUCUCCUCUGGACCUUCAGUUAUUAGCCACAAGUUGCCUUCAGGACCUCCGAUGCAUCACUUUAAUUCACGCUAUUCUGAAACGGGAUGCGUCGGAAUGCAAAUCCGAGAUGCCCACGAGGAAAAUCCGGAAUCUAUUCUGGAUGAACACGUGCAGCGUGUCAUGAAAACCCCGGGCUGCCAGUCCCCUGGGACUGGACGUCAUUCCCCAAAAUCCCGCUCCCCAGACGGCCAUUUAAGCAAGACCCUUCCUGGGUCUCUGGGAACAAUGCAAACGGGACAUGGAAAGCAUUCAUCCAAGUCCAUGGCAAAAGUAGACUCCGGUAACCUGCAUCAUCACAAACACGUCUACCACCACGUCCAUCAUCACGGCGGAGUAAAACCAAAAGAGCAAAUAGAGGGGGAAUCAACACAGCGAGUGCAGACCAACUUCCCUUGGAAUGUCGAGUCUCAUAACUAUGCAACCAAAUCACGCAAUUAUGCCGAGAGCAUGGGGAUGGCUCCCAAUCCUAUGGAUUCUUUGGCUUACAGUGGCAAAGUCAGCAUGCUUUCAAAAAGGAACGCUAAAAAGGCAGAUUUAGGGAAGAGUGAAAGUGCCAGCCAUGAGAUGCCUGUUGUCCCUGAGGAUUCGGAGAGACACCAGAAGAUCUUGCAAUGGAUAAUGGAGGGAGAGAAAGAAAUAAUCAGACACAAGAAAAGUAACCACAGCUCAUCUAGUGCCAAGAAGCAGCCUCCUACCGAAUUGGCCAGACCACUUUCAAUUGAGCGUCCUGGUGCAGUUCACCCCUGGGUCAGUGCUCAGCUCCGUAACGUGGUACAGCCUUCCCAUCCCUUCAUCCAAGAUCCUACCAUGCCCCCCAAUCCUGCCCCUAAUCCACUGACACAGCUGGAAGAAGCCCGGAGACGUCUGGAGGAAGAGGAGAAAAGAGCGGCGAAAAUGCCCCAGAAACAAAGGUUGAAGCCACAGAAGAAGAACGUAAGUGCUCCCUCCCAGCCGUGUGACAACAUUGUAGUGGCCUAUUACUUCUGCGGAGAGCCCAUCCCCUACCGGACCAUGGUUAAAGGGCGCGUGGUAACCCUGGGACAGUUCAAGGAGCUGCUCACCAAGAAAGGAAACUAUAGGUAUUACUUCAAGAAAGUAAGCGAUGAAUUUGAUUGUGGGGUGGUAUUCGAGGAGGUGCGAGAGGACGAUAUGAUUCUGCCUAUUUACGAGGAGAAGAUUAUCGGCAAAGUUGAAAAGAUCGACUAAGGCCGACCCCUUGCACUUAGCAACAGAGUCGAUACAAGAUGGACGGGCUGCGGUCAAUGUAUGUGGGGCGAAACGCGGAUUGUCCCUCAGUAUUCGGGUGCAGAUGUUUGCAGCUUAUUCCUACAUCUCGUACCAACCUGACGGCUCAGCUUUCCUCUUCAGAACAUGAAUCCAGCGUCGUGCUGCCCUCUUCGUAACAUAGGCGGGAACAGUUAAGUUUCCAUGGAAACAUGUCUAUGAACGUUCAAACGUAAUAAUAAAGGGGAAGCAAAUUCCUACGACCGUGCUCUUACGUACGCCAAGGUGCUGAGCUCACCGGAACAAGCCCAACUGUACUGUCCAUAACACUAAUAUAUUCCUCCCUUCCGUUCCACCAUUACCGUACCUCUAAUUUAUUUAAUGAUCAAGUCGAUUCUACGGUUCUGUCCACGUGUACGACUCCCCUUUCUCCUAAACCCAGCACCCGUGUUUCCACACUGAGCCUUGCUGACGGCAGCAGCUAAUCCUUUAUGGAAUAAGAGGUAACCAAAGAUGAAAUGCACCAAUUCAACCUUCUGCACCCGCAAUCUAUCAUUGCAAUUAAAAUACUCCAUUUAUGAUCAUUUAGAGACCUCCUGGGUAACAGGGAGAUUGCCACAUGUUCCAUGUUACAGUGUUGCCCUCCAGCAUGACCAAAUUACAAAUAAAAAUGAAAGCCUCA
Messenger RNA from Xenopus laevis (African clawed frog), 3598 nucleotides. It is a transcript of the gene axin1.L, whose product is annotated as axin 1 L homeolog. The transcript has 10 exons. Lineage: Eukaryota; Metazoa; Chordata; Amphibia; Anura; Pipidae. Gene Ontology annotation, cellular component: cytoplasm; beta-catenin destruction complex; nucleus. Gene Ontology annotation, biological process: positive regulation of proteasomal ubiquitin-dependent protein catabolic process; negative regulation of canonical Wnt signaling pathway; cell development. The record is from RefSeq and is a predicted model, not a curated record. Gene Ontology annotation, molecular function: identical protein binding; molecular adaptor activity; I-SMAD binding. The coding region runs from base 373 to 2898 and encodes 841 amino acids.